CGCGGACCGGGAGGCGCUGCUGCUGCUGCUCCUCCCCCUUCUCAUCCCGGUGCAAAGUUAGGGCGGGAAACGACGCCGGUGCAGAUGGAGCGGCUCGCGCGGGGCGGGCUCCCUUCUUUCAUUUAGGCUGAGAUUUAUGGACUUGUACAUGAUGAAUUGCGAACUCUUGGCGACGUGCAGCGCCCUGGGCUUCUUGGAAGGGGACACUUACCACAAAGAGCCGGAUUGCUUAGAGAGUGUGAAGGACUUGAUCCGCUACCUGCGCCACGAAGAUGAGACGAGGGAUAUUCGGCAGCAGCUGGGGGCGGCGCAGAUUCUGCAGAAUGACCUGAUCCCUAUCAUCGUCCAAUACCCUCAAGACAAACAGCUUUUUGAUGCUGUUAUCAGGUUAAUGGUAAAUCUAACCCAGCCAGCUGUCCUCUGCUUUGGCAAACUCCCCGAAGAAGCCAGCUUCCGGCACCAUUUCCUGCAAAUCGUCUCUUAUCUGCAGGCUUACAAAGAAGCAUUUGCCAACGAGAAGAUCUUUGGGGUACUGAGUGAAAAGCUAUAUGACUUGCUGCAGCUGGACUGGGAACAGCGUCAGGAGGAGGAUAACCUCUUAAUCGAGCGCAUCUUGCUUCUGGUGCGCAAUGUGCUGCAUGUCCCGGCCGAUCCCGAUGAGGAGAAGAACAUUGACGAUGAUGCCAACACCCAUGACCGGGUGCUAUGGGCCAUCCACAUCAGUGGCAUGGAUGAUCUGCUCAAAUUCUUGGCCAGCUCCCAGAGCGAGCAGCAGUGGAGCCUUCACGUGCUUGAGAUCAUCUCCCUUAUGUUCCGGGACCAGAACCCAGAGCAACUGGCAGCAACAGGGCAGGCCCGCUCAGCCAAGGAGCAGGUCGCAGACGCAGCUGAGUUGGAGCACCUGAGGCAGAAGGAACUGGCUGAGAGGAGGAGCCGGGUUCUCCAGCGGAGCAGCAGGCACUCUCGUUUUGGUGGCUGCUAUGUCAUUCAGGGCCUGAAGUCUUUUGGAGACAGAGACGUCGUGAUGCAUAAGGGACUACAGAAUGUGAAUAACUACAGCCACGAUCUGACCAAGGUGAUACGGCGGGUGCCAAAGAGGCGCCAGCUUGCCCGCGAUGGCGAGGGCGUCUCUCGCCGCUCAGCCCUCAACGUGAGGCUUUUCCUCAAGGAGUUCUGCGUGGAGUUUUUGGAGAACUGCUACAAUCGCCUGAUGUAUCUGGUCAAGGAUCACCUGAUCAGGGAAAAGGCCCAGAUGCACGAUGAGACCUACUACUUGUGGGCCAUGGCUUUUUUCAUGGCCUUCAACCGGGCUUCAUCUUUCCAACCUCAGCUGGUUUCUGAAACGGUUAGCGUUCGGACUUUCCACUUCAUUGAGCAGAGCCUGAACAAGUACUAUGAAAUGUUACUCUUGGAUAAGAAGGAGGCUACUUCUUGGUCUAGAAGGAUGCACCUAGCUCUCAAAGCCUACCAGGAACUGCUAACAACGGUGCACGAAAUGGACCAUUCGCAAGAAGAAGCUUUGCGCAACAGCAGUCAUAUCAUAAAGAACAACAUUUUCUACUUGAUGGAGUAUCGCGAGCUGUUCCUCACCCUCUUCCGUAAGUUUGAUGCGACAAAGCAGCCCAGGUCAUUCCUGAAAGAUCUGGUGGAGACCACUCACCUUUUCUUGAAGAUGCUGGAGAGAUUUUGCAAAGGGAGGAGCAACCUAGUGGUCCAGAGCAAGAAAGUCAAGAGGAAGAAGAAGCCUGCUAGCUCGGCUGUGCAGCCCCGAGCGCCUGAGGAGCUGGAGAAUAUGUGGCCAGGGCUGGCUGAGCAAAUUGAUAAAUGCAUCAAGGGUCCUGAGCCUCUCCCGGAGGAUGUUGUCCCUUUCGAUGCUGCAUCGGAAAUUCCACUGGAGGAGCAGCGAGCUGAGGCCAUGGUACGGAUCCAGGACAGUCUACUGGCUGGUCAGGCACCUGAAGCUCUGUCCCUCUUGCGUUCAGCAAGGGAGGUGUGGCCAGAAGGAGAUGUUUUUGGAUCGUCCUCCCUUGGCCCAGAUGAAGAGGUGGAGCUGCUGAGACAAAUAUUCUUUGCCACCCUGCCUCGACAAACAGCGCCCGAGACAGAUGAACCUGAGGAGGCAGCUGAAGAAGUCGCUGAGGAAGAGUUGGCGUCUGUAAAGGUGUCCGAAAAGGAGUUCAGUUUCCUGGAUUACAUGAAGCGGUUUGCCAGUGCCAGUGUGGUCAAGGCCUACGUCCUGCUCUUCAAGAACUACCAGCAGAACAGCGCCCACACCAACCACUGCGUGGUGAAAAUGUUGCACCGCAUCUCCUGUGACCUCAAGAUGGAGGCACUGCUCUUCCAGCUUUCUGUCUUCUGCCUCUUCAAGCGGCUGCUCAGUGACCCUGCUGCUGCAGCUUACAAGGAGCUGGUGACCUUUGCCAAAUACAUUGUGGGCAAGUUUUUUGCACUUGCAGCUAGCAACAAGAAGGCCUACGUGGAGCUGCUGUUCUGGAAAAGCACGGCCGUGAUUCGGGAGAUGACUGAAGGCUACGCUACGGCAGGGAAAGAUGAAACCUCCCUCAAGGCUGUUCAGUGGACUGAGGAAGACGAGGAGGAGCUGAGGGAACUUUUCUACAAGUACAAGGAAGUGGAAGGUGAAGAUAUCCUUAACAACAUCCUUGCACACCUGACCGCUCGCAACCGGACACGCAAGCAGGUGGCCCAGCGACUGGUGCGCUUGGGGCUUGCAAGGAGCCUGCGGGAUUUCCCUCGGGAGAGGAAGGGGACGCGCAUUGUAUUGUGGACAGAGGACCAGGAGCUGGAACUUCAACGCCUCUUUGAGGAGUUCCGGGACACAGAUGAUAUCCUGGCCAAUGUGAUGAGGCAUAUCACCGCUAAGCGCUCCAAGGCCCGCAUUAUUGAAAAGCUGCUCAGCAUGGGGCUGGUGUCUGACCGAAAGGAGCUCUACAAGAAACGAAGGCGCAAGCCUGGCUCCGCUGCGGACUUUGCAAUACCUGACCUGGACGAGACUGAGGAAGAUGAUGAUGAAGAGGAGGAGGAGGAAGAAGAAGAGGAUGACUUUGAUAGCGAGGAAGAGGGGGAGUCAACCUGGAAAGAUGGUGGCCAUGAUGUGGAGAACAGGCCGUUGGGUGGGCAGCCUGACAGGAAGGGUGGAGCUGCAUUGGAUAGAGACUGCCAGGAGCUUGUGCGAUGCCUGAGGCAGGAAGGUCUGUUCGGCCCUCUGCUAUGGCUCCAGAACUGCCUGAACCGGACAGCUUCUGACCGAGAAGAGGAUGGAUGUGCCCAGCCAGUACCUUUGGUGCCACUGACUGAAGAGAAUGAGGAUGCCAUGGAACACAAGCGCUUCCAGAAGCUUCUGCGUAAAGUAGGGAUUCGAGCCCCAGCCAGUGAACAGGAAUCUUUCUGGCGCAUCCCGGCCAAGCUCAGCCCAGAUCAACUACGACAAGCAGCUGCUUCCAUUGCCUCAAAAGAAGUGGAGGGGGAGACCAAACAGCAACUAGCUGCGGAGGAGCAUCUCGAGACAGAGGAGCCAAGAUGCCUGACUGUGGAAAAGGAGGAGCCCAUCCAGCCCCCUCUGGUGCCCAAGCGAAGGCGCUUGGUCAUUGACGGUGAGGAGCAGGAAGAAGCCAACAGCCAAGGGUCCAGUGAUGAGGACGAGCCGCAGCCUGCUGGCAAAAGGAAGUGCCUGCGAAUUGAAGAGGAGGAGGAAGAAGAUUGAAGGAGUUGGCCCAGUUCAGACCAGUUACACCCACUGUCAGCUCUGGAGCUGCAAGAACCACCUCAGGCAGAGGGGUCUUUGAUGGAGCAGUCUGGAAGGAAUCUCUC
Molecule: messenger RNA, 3828 nt
Organism: Lacerta agilis (Sand lizard)
Lineage: Eukaryota; Metazoa; Chordata; Lepidosauria; Squamata; Lacertidae
Gene: TIMELESS
Product: timeless circadian regulator
Exons: 30
Coding region: 137-3721 (1194 amino acids)
Biological process (GO): replication fork arrest; DNA replication checkpoint signaling; DNA repair
Cellular component (GO): replication fork protection complex
Molecular function (GO): DNA binding
Source: RefSeq, a predicted model, not a curated record